Crotalus tigris (Tiger rattlesnake) is the source of this 2215-nucleotide messenger RNA. RefSeq names its product heat shock factor binding protein 1 (gene HSBP1). Gene Ontology annotation, biological process: cellular heat acclimation. The record is from RefSeq and is a predicted model, not a curated record. Gene Ontology annotation, molecular function: transcription corepressor activity. NCBI's taxonomy places the organism in Eukaryota, Metazoa, Chordata, Lepidosauria, Squamata, Viperidae. Bases 112 to 354 code for a protein of 80 amino acids. The transcript is spliced from 4 exons. Gene Ontology annotation, cellular component: nucleus; cytosol.
ACUUGGCGAGAAGCCGCGGCUGGGCCGGCGUUCUCGCGGAGGAGGCCAGAAGCGCCUGGGAGUCGGGCCUGGACGGGUGACCGGGAGGUGCGGCAGCCGCAGCGGAGCGACAUGGCGGAGACGGACCCUAAGACCGUGCAGGACCUCACCGCCGUGGUGCAGACCCUCCUGCAGCAAAUGCAGGACAAGUUCCAGACCAUGUCUGACCAAAUCAUCGGCAGGAUCGAUGACAUGAGUUGCCGCAUCGACGACCUGGAGAAAAACAUUGCGGAUCUCAUGACCCAGGCCGGAGUGGAGGAACUGGAAGGAGGAGAAAACAAGGCAGCCACUACCAAGACUUCAUCCUGCCAAUAAUCUAUGAUGGUCCCAGAAAAGAGACCUUUUUACAAGCCUACGCUGAUUUUUCAGAUACCGUUUUUGUUUUAUUUUUCUGUUUUUCCAACAAGUAGUGUGUAUAAGCAUUUUUCUACAGCUGUAGAACUUGCGUUCUUAAUGUACCUUGUAUAACUAGAUUUGGAACAGUUUCUAUUCUGACUUCUUGUGCAUUGUGAGUUUCAUGCACUUUUUGGAAUUGACAUGUUCUAUACUAAUUUCAAUUAUUAAAACAUAAUUUGGUAGCUUGAUGGAUCAAAUACAAUGUUAAUGUUAUACAAGUGGACUUUUGUGAAUUUGGAUGUAAAAACUUUCCUUUUCCUGGUUACCUUUUUGUAAUUCUUUUUAUGUAGUGGGUCAAACGUACUGUGCUUUCUAUCAGCCUAUUUUGUGCACAAGGAUGAAAAUGUGUUCUGAGUCAUUUACCUGAUUAUUAGUAAGAAGUUGAAAGUAGGAAAAAAUCCAUUUUGGAUCUCUUGAGCUGUAACUCUUUUUCGUUUUGUAUUAUUGAUUUCAGAAAAUUGAUAACUGAAAAAUUUGAAGAGUUAAUAAUUUAAAAGUAAAUUGUCACUAAUUUUGGCCUGGAAGCCUGGAUUUUGUUAUGGGGGGGUACCCCUUAAGCAGGACACUUGAUAGUUCUAACUGGAGACCAGUUCUUUGGAUUUAUAAUAAAAUGCACAUUUUCUUUCAAGUAGACCUCUGUCCCCGGAGUGACAAUUGGCCUUUACAUCUUGGUCGUUGCCAAGUGACUGCUGAAUUGCAUCUAAUAUUGAAGCUGUUCUAAUGUCCUAAAUGCGACUUUAUGAAAUCAUUGCUGGAAAAGCCCUUUAGUGUAACAAAUAAAAUCUCCCUCUGAUGGCUUUGAAAUCGCUGUAGAGGAAGGAAAGCAUAAAUGGGGGCAGUUGUUGUAAACAUGCUAAAAUUCUCAAGUUACUCUGUGCAGUCUUCUUACAGAAAACUCCGUGUUUGGAGUACUAAGCUGUUGAGGAUAUGAGUAGAGUAGGGCGUUACUGCCUAGCUCCUAAAGCUGCAGAAUAAACUUGCCACAACUCAGAAGGACCUUCUCCUGGGGGUGUUUGUUUCAGAAGAAGGUCAGGAUUUUAUUGGGGGGCAUGGAAGGACCAUUAAAAAAAAUGAACAGUUAUUCCUUGCUGGGGCGGAAAUACUGUAGACGUUUUCCCUGAUUCGGGACUCCGUUCUUCAUUCCAAGUUUGGAUCUUUGCUUCUUUUAUGCCCUCUGGUGUGGUUGGUUCCCUCGUACACCACAGCGGCUGAAUAAAAGACUUUGCCAUGUCUUGUGCUCGAUUGCGCAAAAAUACGGAAAAGAAACUUGUGUCCCUAAGCCUGUAUAUUUGUGGGUCUGCUCUAUGAGAAAUGUGGAGAGCAAAUUUCCUGGGUUGCAUGGGAAAAAUGUUAACAGGGAUAAUUGGCCAAUACCAGGUGCCAGUUUGGCUUUUACGGAUGGAAACAGCUGCUUGCAAACAAAACUUUCUCUUUCACUGGAAGAUUUCUGCUGAAUAUUUCUUAAUGGAGCAGAGUAAAAAGAGAAAGACAAUUCUUCGAUGUUCGCUAGAGUUAAUGGAAACGGAACACAUUCAGUCACUGCUGAAGAGUGGCACUUUCACCGUUAGAUCCAUUUAUUUUUAAAAAAACAAUCAUGGCACUUGUGAUGUUUGUUGGUAUCUGAAUAAUCGUUUUUCAACUGGUCAGUGAAGUCAUCGUAGUAGUGUUACAAGAAAGGCAGAAGAAGAUGGUUUAAAAUAAUACCCUUGUAUAACCAGCCUUAGAUCUUUCUGACCCUGCUGUUAAACAUGUCUAAAUAAAUUGCUGAAAUGGCACUAAG